Molecule: messenger RNA, 935 nt
Organism: Nicotiana tabacum (common tobacco)
Lineage: Eukaryota; Viridiplantae; Streptophyta; Magnoliopsida; Solanales; Solanaceae
Source: RefSeq, a predicted model, not a curated record
UCUGCAAGAAAAAAAAAACAUAGAAAAUGGAUAUAAAGAGAGUUGCAGCUGCUCAAGAAUAUGAAGAUUUUUUGCCAACAUCAAUGAUGGUUCAUGAAAAUGACUAUGACACUCUUCUCUUUAAUCUUACAGGUUUCAAGAAAGAACAGGUAAAGAUUCAACUGUCCAAAACAGGAAUACUAAAGAUUAGUGGACAAAGGCCAGUUUAUAAAUGGCAGAGGUUUCAGAAGGACAUUCCUGUUUCAGAAAAUUGUGAAAAAAGCAAAAUUAGUGCUAGAUUUGUAAAUAGCAAUAUUCUUUGUGUUAAAUAUCCAAAAUUGAUCAUUUCAGAAGAUAAAAAGAUUAAAAAAUUGCCUGCCUCAGCCAAUGAACAAGCUACAAUGGAAAAGACCACUUUAGAGGAUAAUGCUGAUCAGAAUGCUCCUGCUAAAGAGCCAAUACUGAAAGAAGAACCAAAGAACACUAUUCCAAAAACCAGUGAACAAACAGAAGCUAUAAGCCUUCCAAAAAGCAAUUCAGAAGAUGGAAAUACAACAAGUUCAUGCAAUAAAUCAGAUGAUCAAUCGAUAAACGAUAAGGAAUUCCCAGCCGGAGACGCUCCACUGCCUAAUAAUCCAGCCAGUGAACCACACGAGGAUCAAAAUACCACUUCAAUUGAUGAGCCAAAGAUCAAUAAUUCAAGAACCAUUGAACAAACAAGAGUUGAACCAGAUAACGGAAACAACAGCAACAACAAUAACAAUAACAAUAGUGUCUCAGUUCCAAACAAGUUGGGGUCGGCUAGUGAUUAUUUCGCAAAGCUGAAGAUGCGAAAGGAAGUGAUAAAUAUGACCCUAGUUGCUCUGUUGGNUAUAACCCUAGUUGCUCUGUUGAUUCUUGGUGUCGGUCGCUAUGUCAUCAAUGUGAUGAAGUCUCCCAAGAAAGCUAAAGAAUGA